AGGGGAAGUGAAACCUGUCCUGGCAGGAAGUGAAACAGAAUGUGAGCUUUUCUGGUGCUUCUGACACAGCUGUUGGGGGUGAAGCAAACAGGUUACCAUUUCUGGAGCUGCUCUGAGGUACUGGAUCCCCUGGGGUGGCCGCCUGGGUGGUGUCCGGGCUGCGAGGUACAGUCAGGGGAAGCUGGGCACCAGGGCUUGCUUCCCUGGCCGCAGGCCUCCCUGUGCCCACCCCGAGUGGGCCUGCCACUUUCUGUGGGGAGGGAGAACUGGGCUUUCUCCACAACAGCCUCUUGAAAAUGGUGGUGGGGACAAGGGCAUCUACUCAGAACUACAGAUGCACACGGUCCGUCCCUUUGUUCUUGGUCUAGAAACACUCUGUUCGUAGAGCUUUCCUGCUCCCUCUUUUAACAAGUGAAAGGGACACGUCCUGCGGAGGGAGAAAGUGAAGCCAGUAAAGCACCGACAGGGCUUGUGUUCCUUAUGCUCGACCAGGUGGGGCCUGGCCAGUGCCGCAUAGACUUCUGUCUGGUGGGAAAAUGUCCCCAGAUGCUUGGCCACACGCAGAUAUUUGGGGUUCCUGGGGAGGGCAGAGUUGGAGAGUUUGGAACUUGGUGGCCUGUUGUGAGUCACCAGGGAGAGAGGGACGAGGGGCUGCGGCCGUGGAGGGUUCAGUGGGGGUGGUGGGGGUGUUGGUGGUGACAUGGACGUCACUGUCCUCUGGCCCUAGAGAGUUCAGUUGCUGGAAGCCUGAGGAGAGAGUUGAGGGUUCUUCAAAAGUCUAACUCUGAUUCGGGGGGUUACCUCACCGUCAUUGUGAUAUCAGAGUAAGGAGUAUCUAGUUCCUUCUUAAAAAUUCCCUCUUGGUAUCUGAUAGAUCAUAGGAUCAUCAAAUGCCAGGCCUAGGAAGAAUCCUGGCUGUAAUACAUUUCAAUAUUACCAAACUUUCCAUUUUUGUCGUAAACCUGCAUCUCCAUUUACUUAGUAUUUUUCUUUAGAUUUACUUGCUUUAAAACUUUUCAGUUCAACCUAAACAGUGGCAUCUUAAAUCACUGAGGAUACACGUACACCCUUUGAGAACCGCUGAUGCGGUCCAGCCCAUCCUCACUGCAGGCGAGGAAACUGAGAUCCGGAGACAAAAAGUGAAUGGCCCCAUGUCUCACAGGUAAAGACAAGCGAAACUGGGAUGGUUUCUGAGGUCUCCGAAUUACAGUCUUGAUUCUUUCCAGGAUACUGCAUCAUAUUUCUCAAUUCUUAAAGGUAAUUCAAAUCAAUACCUUAGGUAAAGUGUGAAACAUGGUGCCUGGCCCGAGGAGGCUCUUCAUGAAUGCAUGUUUCUUUCCUUCCUCUCUUAAAUCCCUGCUCACUGCAAACCUGGACUAGAGGCUCUCUGGAAGCUUUUAGAAUCUUUUCAUGCUCAUGUUCUGGAAAAUCAAGAUGCUGUUGCUCGGUGCGGCUGUUGAGGGAGUGGGCUGUGCCAGGCGUCCCAAUGCUCGCGGGUGGCUGGUCCAGGCAGCCAGCCCUGCCCUACCUGCUUUUGGUGGCGGCCAUGUCUCUGUCCUGCUCAGCUGUGCCCAUAGAUGUAGCACGAAAGCAGCUGCUAAUGAGAGAGAAGACGAUGAGGCUGGGAGGGCAGCUGGUGCUCAACAGACAGGAGGAGCUGGCCAACCAGAGGCUCAUGGCCCUGAAAAGGGCCGAGGUGGCUCAGGCCAUGCGGACCCAGACAUUCCCGCCCAGCAUGCACUUUUUCCAGGCCAAGAGCCUCAUUGAGGAAAGUGGGGUGUUCCACAUCCUGAGGAAGAUGCCGAAAGGAGCUGCAUUACACAUCCAUGACUUUGGCAUCCUGAGUAUGGACUGGCUGGUGAAAAAUGUCACCUAUAGGCCUCACUGCCAUUUCUGUUUCACCCCAAGGGGGGCCCUGCAGUUCAAAUUUGCUUAUCCAGGCCCCCCAGCCCCUCCACCAGUGGAAUGUUCAGAGUGGAUUUUGCUGGAGAAGCAUCGUAAGGGGCUGCCGAACAUCACUGAGUUUGACAGCAGCCUGCUGAGGGCUUUCACGCUGGUGACCGAGAACCCUGAGGUGACUUAUACAAACCAAGACAUCGUCUGGUCCAAGUUUGAAACCAUCUUCCUCUCAAUCUCUGGCCUUGUGCACUAUGCACCUGUGUUCAGAGACUACAUCUUCCAAAGCCUGGAGGAGUUCUACCAGGACAAUGUGCUCUACCUGGAGCUCAGAGCCAUGCUGUACCCGGUGUAUGAACUGGACGGGACAACCCAUUCCCGAGAGUGGUCAGUGAGGACUUACUCCGAAGUGGCUUGUAUGUUUGCGAGAAAGCAUCCUGGGUUUAUUGGAAUCAAACUCAUUUAUUCGGAUCACAGAUCCAAAAAUGUGUCCCACAUCAUGAAAUCAGUCCGAGUGGCCAUGGCACUGCGAGCCGACUUCUCCCAGGUGGCGGGGUUUGACCUGGUGGGGCGUGAGGACACCGGCCACUCCUUAAACGAUCACAAGGAGGCUUUGAUGAUGCCAGCCUCAUAUGGCGUGAAACUACCUUACUUUUUCCAUGCUGGAGAGACAGACUGGCAGGGUACUUCCAUAGAUGGAAACCUUCUGGAUGCCCUAAUACUGAACUCUACCAGGAUUGGCCAUGGGUUUGCCUUGAGCAGACACCCAGCAGUGUGGGCUGACUCCUGGAGGAAGGGCAUCCCCGUAGAGGUCUGUCCCAUCUCCAACCAGGUUCUGAAACUGGUGUCUGACUUGAGAAACCACCCUGCAGCUGUUCUGAUGGCCACUGGCUACCCCGUGGUGAUCAGCUCUGAUGACCCAGGCAUCUUCGGGGCCAGAGGCUUGUCCUAUGAUUUCUACGAGGCCUUCAUGGGCAUCGGGGGUACGACGGCCGACUUGAGGACCCUCAGGCAGCUGGCCAUGAACUCGAUUGAGUACAGUGCCCUGUCAGCUAAGGAGAAAAAGGCUGCCAUGAAAACCUGGGAGGAGAGCUGGAAUAAGUUUGUAGCUGACCUGGUCGAGAGGCCGACCUGAGAAAGCAGCCACAUGCCACCCCAUUCCUCCGCUUCCCAGCACCCCAUCAUCACUGUCAGGCACUCUUGAAUCCACUCCCGUGGAGCCUCCACCUGCACUGCUCUAUCACACUGACCUGGGGGAGGCCCCCCGCGGCCUCCAUGCCGCCUGGCCCGGCCGGGACACCCAUCUUUCUCUGAGGGCCCCUUCUAGCGCCCCUCUCCACCUGACCUCUUGGCCGGGCCUCCUCCCAGUCCUGCUUCCUGCUCUCGUCUCUCUGCUUCCCUCCUUGGCUCUUCUCUUCUCACUCUGCCUUCUUUUCUUAGGUAGUCUCUCCAUUCCUUUGCUUUAAAAUAUCAUUUAUUUGCUGAUGGUUCCCAAAUUAAUUUAUUCACUUGGAUGCUUAUAGGACAGAAACCUGUGUGCAAUUCCAAAUUAUCAAUCUCUUUACCCUUUCCCUGGUCUUUCCCAUCUUGGCAAGUGGCACCUCCAGCCAUCCUGCUAAGUUGACCAAAGCAGAGAUUUUCAGCAAAGUUCUUGUUUCUGCUUUUGCCUGCUCCCCACCUCAAGAUGUAUCCUGACUCCAUCUACUGUCUCCACCUCCACAGCUACUGACUGAGUGCAAGCUACUCUCCCCUCUCACCCGAGCUGCAGUAGGAGCCUCCUAAUUGAUCUCUCUUUUUGUCUCUUUGCUCUAUUCAGUUCACUUUCACAGAGCAGUGACUUUUUAAACUUUAAAUUAAAUCAGCACACUCCACUGCUUGCAACUCGGUGUGCUUAGAACCCCAGUGUCUCCUCAGGGCACCCUGUUUCGCCCGGGUCCCUCCAGCAUCACCCUGCACCUGGUGCCCUUUGCUCCUCAAAUAGCCUAAGCCCUGUCCUGCAUCAGGUUAGUCUCAUUCUCUCUACCUGGAAUGUUCUCUUUCCACUUUUGUCUAACAGACUCCUGUUUACACUUCAGGUUUCAGGUUUUAUGUGACUGUCUCAGAAGGGCAUCCCAGACCCCUACCCUGUUAUUCUCUCUCAUGGCUGCUUGCUCUUUUCCUUCAUGACUCUUAUCGUGCAUUAUAAUUAUGUAUUUAUUUCUGUGUUUAUAAGCUCCCUCUCACCAGACUGUAAGCUCCUGUGUGCAGGCACUAAUGAUUGCUUCCUGUGCACCGAGAACCCAGAUUCAAGCUCCAUGCCCCAAACCUAGUUGGUAACUCAAUAAAAGAUGUGGUGAAUGAAUAGACAUAACCUGUCUUUUCUGUGCCAUCUGCUGAGGCAGAAGGAAGCCUUGCACAGACUUCC
Manis pentadactyla (Chinese pangolin) is the source of this 4300-nucleotide messenger RNA. It is a transcript of the gene ADA2, whose product is annotated as adenosine deaminase 2. The transcript is spliced from 10 exons. Gene Ontology annotation, molecular function: adenosine deaminase activity. The record is from RefSeq and is a predicted model, not a curated record. NCBI's taxonomy places the organism in Eukaryota, Metazoa, Chordata, Mammalia, Pholidota, Manidae. The coding region runs from base 1325 to 3031 and encodes 568 amino acids. Gene Ontology annotation, biological process: adenosine catabolic process; inosine biosynthetic process.